Messenger RNA from Erpetoichthys calabaricus (reedfish), 2366 nucleotides. Its product is annotated as FACT complex subunit SSRP1-like. Bases 166 to 2292 code for a protein of 708 amino acids. The record is from RefSeq and is a predicted model, not a curated record. NCBI's taxonomy places the organism in Eukaryota, Metazoa, Chordata, Cladistia, Polypteriformes, Polypteridae. The transcript is spliced from 16 exons. Gene Ontology annotation, cellular component: nucleus; FACT complex. Gene Ontology annotation, molecular function: nucleosome binding; histone binding; DNA binding.
GGUUCCGUGCCGCUCACGCGGGAAAGGUGUCAGCUCUCCGGCGUGAUACAUGCUGUGUUUAUUAUUUGUUUGUAAAAGAAGAGUCGGCUGUGGAUUAGUACAGAGUACUAAAAAAGAGAGUCAAAGUGCUAAGUGUUCUGCGCCGGCAGCCUUUGUGAGCCAGAAAUGGGGGACACAUUGGAGUUUAACGACAUUUAUCAAGAGGUGAAAGGCUCCUGGAACGAUGGUCGUUUGAGACUCAGCAAGCAGGCUGUUGUGUUUAAGAGCAACAAGACUGGCAAAGUUGACAACAUUCAGUCGGCUGAUCUUUCUGAAUGCCUUUGGCGCAGAGUAGCCCUCGGCUAUGGGAUCAGACUACAAACCAAGGCUGGUCAUGUUUACAAAUAUGAUGGCUUCAGGGAGGUGGACUUUGAGAAGAUGGCAGAGUAUUUCAAGUCCAAUUAUCGGGUCACUCUUACUGAGAAGGACUUAUGUGUCAAGGGUUGGAACUGGGGUACAGCACGUUUUGGAGGACAACUUCUGUCUUUUGAUAUAAAUGACCAGCCAGCCUUUGAAGUACCCCUUACAAAUGUCUCUCAGUGCACUACUGGAAAGAAUGAAGUAACGCUGGAAUUCCAUCAGACUGAUGAUACAGAGGUCUCCCUGAUGGAGGUUCGCUUCUAUGUACCACCGUCUUCAACGGAUGACGGCAUAGACCCAGUGGAGGCAUUUGCACAGAAUGUUCUCUCCAAAGCUGAUGUUAUUCAGGCCACCGGUGAUGCUGUAUGCAUCUUCCGAGAACUGCAGUGCCUCACUCCGAGAGGACGCUAUGAUAUUCGAAUCUAUCCUACUUUUCUCCACCUACAUGGGAAGACAUUUGAUUAUAAGAUCCCAUACACCACUGUACUUCGGCUAUUUUUGCUCCCACAUAAGGAUCAACGGCAGAUGUUCUUUGUUAUAAGCCUGGAUCCACCAAUAAAGCAAGGACAAACUCGCUAUCAUUUUUUAAUUCUGCUCUUCUCAAAGGACGAAGACAUCUCUCUAACUCUAAACAUGAACGAGGAGGAUGUGGAGAAAAAAUUUGAGGGCAAGCUGACCAAAAACAUGUCUGGCUCUCUGUAUGAGAUGGUCAGUAGGGUAAUGAAAGCUUUAGUCAACAGGAAAAUAACAGUUCCAGGCAACUUCCAGGGGCAUUCUGGGGCCCAGUGUAUCACCUGUUCUUAUAAAGCCAGCUCAGGACUUCUUUAUCCACUAGAGCGAGGUUUCAUCUAUGUCCAUAAGCCUCCAGUUCAUAUUCGAUUUGAUGAGAUCUCCUGUGUAAAUUUUGCUCGUGGUACAACAACAACAAGAUCCUUUGAUUUUGAGAUUGAAACAAAGCAGGGUAACCAGUAUACCUUCAGCAGUAUUGAAAGGGAAGAAUAUGGCAAGCUGUUUGACUUUGUAAACAGUAAGAAGCUGAAUAUUAAGAAUAGAGGACUUAAAGAGGGAAUUAAGGGUAAUGACAAUGCCUAUUCAGAUUCUGAUGAAGAUCAGCAUGAUGCUUACCUAGAGAGGAUGAAGGAGGAAGGAAAGAUACGGGAGGAGGCAGCGAAUGACAGCAGUGAUGAAUCUGGUAAUGAGACUGAUGAAUCUUUUAACCCAGGAGAGGAAGAUGAUGAUGUUGCUGAAGAAUACGACAGCAAUGCAACAGGGAGCGAUUCCAGUGCUGAGGAAGGAGAUAGUGAUGAUAACAAGAAGAAACCACCAAAAAAAGCUAAAGUAGUAAAGGAAAAACCAGAAAAAAAAUCACACAAGAAAGCUGAGGGUAAAAAAGGAAAGGAUCCUGGUGCUCCCAAGAGGCCAAUGAGUGCCUACAUGUUGUGGCUGAAUGCAAACCGGGAAAAGAUCAAGUCUGACUUCCCAGGAAUCAGUGUAACAGAGAUUUCCAAGAAAGCUGGAGAAAUGUGGAAGGGAAUGAGUAAAGAGAAGAAGGAGGAUUGGGACAGAAAGGCUGAAGAAGCCAAGAAAGAUUAUGAGAAAGCAAUGAAAGAUUACAAGGAAUCAGGAGGAGGUUCUGCUUCUGCCUCUUCUAAAAAAGAGAGUAAAAAACAGAGCAAAGGAAAAGGAGACAAUAAAAAGGCAAAGCCGCCUUCUAAAAGUCCAGUGAAGGUGCCAGCUUCUGUCGGUAAUGAGAGCUUCAAGAGUAAAGAGUUCGUAUCGAGUGAUGAGAGUUCUUCAGAUUCAGAAAAGGACAAAAAGAGUGAGGGUUCAGAGGAAGAGGAAGUGGCUACCACACCACCAAGCUCUGAAGAAUCAGGCUCAGAUGAGGAAUGAGUAAAAACAAUAAUAUAGUCUCCAGUUUCACCCAUCAGAUAGCCAUCUGCUGCUAACUCACAUAAAAAAAGAAA